Molecule: messenger RNA, 1697 nt
Organism: Mandrillus leucophaeus (drill)
Lineage: Eukaryota; Metazoa; Chordata; Mammalia; Primates; Cercopithecidae
Gene: TMEM235
Product: transmembrane protein 235
Exons: 5
Coding region: 1-519 (172 amino acids)
Cellular component (GO): apical plasma membrane
Source: RefSeq, a predicted model, not a curated record
AUGUGUGGCUGGUGUCUGCAGCAGUACCGAGAAGACGGGCAGAACAGCUGCGUCCCGCUGGUCGACCCUUUCGCCAGUGAGAGCCUGGACGUCUCCACCUCGGUGCAGCACCUCGUCUUGCUGCACCGCGCAGUCAUGGUGGUCCUGCCCCUGAGCCUGGUCCUUCUCGUAUGCGGCUGGAUCUGCGGCCUGCUCAGCUCCCUGGCCCAGAGCGCGCCUCUGCUGCUCUUCACCGGCUGCUACUUCCUGCUGGGGGGUGUCCUAACCCUGACGGGGGUCAGCAUCUACAUCAGCUACUCGCACCUGGCCUUCGCGGAGACGGCGCGGCAGUACGGCCCACAGCACGUGCAGGGCGUCCGCGUCAGCUUCAGCUGGUCCAUGGCCCUGGCCUGGGGCUCGUGUGCCUCAGAGGCAUUCAGCGGAGCCCUCCUGCUCUCGGCAGCCCGGACCCUCAGCCUGAGCCCCCCACUCUGUGGUCAUCUGAGCCCCCAGCAGGUGGGAGGGAGAGGGGGAGACUGAGGCCCGGAGUGGCAGAGGGACCCACCCAGAUCAUCUGGCACCAGAGAGAUGCCAUUUUAGGCCAAGGUUUCCCGGGCCUCGUUCUGUCCACUCUCCCCGGAGGGUUGGCUUGGUGGAGAAGAGGCUGAGGAGAGGGCCCGAGAGCCCCCUCCGACUUGCAGGUGUAGGGGGCGAGGAGCUGAGCCAGCCAGAUGUGCCCCUCCGUCCGCUCCCUUGUUUUCAAGCCUGCUAGGUACUUUUCACUGAACGCUUCUGGGGAGAGCAGGCGCCCAGGUCUCUGUCCUUGUCCUGGCACAGGCUCUGCUGCUUCUGGCCCCCGACCCUUCCUCUCUGCAGCAACCUGGGGGAGGUAUGCCAUUGUGAGUGCCCUGGUGGGCACACUGAGCUGGCAGAGAUGGAAGUCCCAGAAGGGUGGCUUGGGGGUGUCAUGCCAUGGUGGAGGAGUUUGGGGCCACUCCUUGCUUGCCUCAAAGGGGGCCUGGCUGAGGGGGCUUCUUGACCACAGGGACCCGGGCUGCCUGGGGUGGCGCAGGGCUAGGCCUGGAGUUUGGGAUGCAGACUUGUUAAACAGAGGGCAGAACCCCAGGUUGGGAGGGGCUCAGCUUGCAGGCCCAGGCCCACUGCAGGUCCCAGAGAGAGAUAGGUGAGAAGAGGGAUGGCCAGCACACACCUGGGUCCCCUCGGACCACAAAAGCUGGGGCACGCCCACCGUUAUGCAGAUGGACAGUUGAGGCGGCCGCAGGAGAAGGGUUCCCAGGGCCUGUGCAACAUGUGGAAGCAGUAAACAGCCCCGUUUGGGGUUUGGGGGCCCUUCCCAAGUCUUGAGAGGUGUGCUGAGGAAGGUGGCGGCCUCUUGUAGCUUGAUCUUCCUCCUCCCUGCCCCACCCCGAGGUCUUCCUUAUUGAUUCAAAGGUUAAGGAAGCUCCUGGGAGCUCGAGGCGGUGGCACAGUUUUGGUGAGGCCCAGUGAGGACCAAUCUGGGCGGGGUGAGCCCGGCCUCCUCUUCCUCCCGGCGUUUGAACGUUUACCAUUCCAUGUGGGAACAUCGUGCCUAUUUGUUCUUACGUAAAUCACUUGUGCUGUGUGCAAUAUAGGCCUUUUAUUUUGCUAGAAUUUUUCAAAAUGGGUAACACAUUCCCGUCUGUCAUAAACAGUACAAAGGUGAGCAAACACUGUCA